GGGAUGAGCGGGCAGACUGGCAGGGGUACAGGAGGGCUGGCUGACCUGUUCUUGUCGCUGAUAUUUCUUGCUCCAAUGGCUGGCCAAGAUUUCUAGUGGCAGAGACAGGAACCCCUCCCCCGACUCAGUCUGGUCAGCCUGGGGAGGAGGCCUGGCUCUUCACUACCCUUCCCAGAAGAGCAGUCACGGCUUCAGUGGCCCCUGAGGAAGAAGGGGGGGGAGGGUGCCGGCAAGUUUGGGCCAGGGCCCAGCUCACGUGAUGCAGAUGGCAGAGGCCUGGCAGCUGGGAUGUGCUCUGCAGUGCCUGUGCUCCCCUCCACGCCUCUCCUCUGCCCUCUGCCCUCCUGAGCCCUGCAGGUCAAUGUUUAAUGAAACAGGAAGUGGGGUGGACCUGUGAGCAAGGGGCUCAGCCGCCCACCUUGAGCAGGGCUCAGACGGUCCGAAGCCUGGGCCACUAUACCAGCCCUGCCUCCCCUGGCCAGGUUCCCCGAGACCUGCUCUGAGCCAUGGCAGCCCUCCUGCUUUGGAUCUGCGCCCUCACCAUGACCCUGCUCCACACGGCUCGAGGCUUCACAGUUCCCGUGGUACCCAGCCAACCCUUCACCACCAUCUGGAACGCAAACACCCAGUGGUGCCUGGACAGCCACGGUGUGGACGUGGACGUCAGUGUCUUCGAUGUGGUCGUCAACCCGGGGCAGACCUUCCAUGGCCCUGACAUGACCAUUUUCUACAGCUCCGAGUUGGGCACGUACCCCUACUAUACGGCUGCUGGGGAGCCCGUGUUUGGUGGCCUGCCUCAGAACGCCAGCUUGGAAACCCACCUGGCUCGUACAUUCCAGGACGUCCUGGCCACCAUAGAUGAACCCGACUUCGCAGGGCUGGCAGUCAUUGACUGGGAGGCAUGGCGCCCACGCUGGGCCUUCAACUGGGAUUCCAAGGACAUUUACCGGCAGCGUUCCCGCGAACUGGUGCAGGCGCGGCACCCCCACUGGCAGGCUCCUCAGGUGGAGGCAGUAGCCGAGGUCCAGUUCCAGAGCGCUGCACAGGCCUGGAUGGCGGGCACCCUCCAGCUGGGGCAGGCACUGCGUCCUCGUGGCCUCUGGGGCUUCUACGGCUUUCCCGACUGCUACAAUCAUGACUUUCUAAGCUCCAACUACACAGGCCAAUGCCCACCGGACGUCCAUGCCCAGAACGACCAGCUAGGAUGGCUGUGGAACAGGAGCCGUGCCCUCUACCCCAGCAUUUACAUCCCUGCCGCGCUGGAGGGCGCAGAGAAGGCACGGCUCUAUGUGCGGCACCGUGUGGGGGAGGCGUUCCGUGUGGCUGCCGCUGCCGGGGACCCCGAUCUGCCGGUGUUCCCCUAUGCCCAGAUCUUCUAUGACAUGACAGACCGCUUUCUGCCCCUGGAGCACCUGGAGCACAGCCUGGGGGAGAGUGCGGCCCAGGGCGCAGCAGGAGUGGUGCUCUGGGUGAGCUGGAAGAACACAAGAACCAAGGAGUCAUGCCAGGCCAUCAAGGAGUAUGUGGACACCGUGCUGGGACCUUUCAUCCUGAAUGUGACCAGCGGGGCUCUUCUCUGCAGUCAAGCCUUGUGCUCUGGCCAUGGCCGCUGUGCCCGCCGCCCCAGCCACCCCGAGGCCCUCCUCACCCUCAACCCUGCCAGUUUCUCCAUUGGGCUCACACCUGGGGGCGGGCACCUGACCUUGCAGGGCGCCCUCUCACUUGAGGAUCGGGCCCGGAUGGCUAUGGAGUUCAAAUGCCAGUGCUACCGUGGCUGGCAGGGAGCAUGGUGUGAGCAGCAGGGCCUGUGAUGCCUGGCCACACACUGGGAUGCACAUGGGAGCACCUCACGUACCCCGGGCCGGGCCAGGGCCUCCGCACAUCCAGUCACAGUCACGCAAGUCAUGGUUACAGGAGUACACUCAGCCACCGUCCAGGGCUGGCACCUGCACACAUGCAUGCUUAUAGACCGCGAGAGUCAUGUAAGGAGUAGGAACCACGGCAGGCACCGUCCACUCCAUGUCCACAUGUGUCCCCUUGGGAGCGUCGUAAACAAUGCCUUCAGAAUCAAACUGCAGUGACCACAAAAGCUGACAUUCACUGAGCGCCUACUCUGUGCCCUGCCCUGUAAUAACCUUUUUCCUUUUUAAGGUUUUUGCAACAGUGCGUAUGUGCUCUCCAGAAAGGGACAGAAGGAACAGAGAGAAGGAAAGUGAGAAAUCCCCCCCCAUGGGGGAAUUGGCCACACCACCGUCCCCUCUCCUCCAUUCUUCUUUUGGGAUUUUGACCACAAAUGCACAUGAUCUUGGCGUGAUUUUCAUGCCGCCAAGUCCAAAACUCCAACCACGCUCAACCAAGUGGGAAUCCAGCUCUUUUACUACCGCCACCUGCUGGCCCAUGUGCCAACCAUUCUAAGCAGGCUAAUUCAUUCAGUCCUCGCAAGGAGGCUAUGAAGAAGCUGAGGCACCCAGAAGUCGAGUGAGUAAGCGUUUAGCCCAAAGUUGCACAUAGAGAAAGUCUAGCUCCAGAGGUGGAGGGAGCCCUUAUGCUUCUACUGGGUGUUGAUGGCAAUCAGCCCUCCACGACCCCUGAAUCCGCAGAGAGGCGCCAGCCUCGCACACCCGACGAAUAAAACAAUCGUGAUUUAUUUAAUUUA
Molecule: messenger RNA, 2656 nt
Organism: Tupaia belangeri chinensis (Chinese tree shrew)
Lineage: Eukaryota; Metazoa; Chordata; Mammalia; Scandentia; Tupaiidae
Gene: HYAL1
Product: hyaluronidase 1
Exons: 4
Coding region: 507-1811 (434 amino acids)
Biological process (GO): hyaluronan catabolic process; carbohydrate metabolic process
Cellular component (GO): cytoplasmic vesicle
Molecular function (GO): hyalurononglucosaminidase activity
Source: RefSeq, a predicted model, not a curated record